Molecule: messenger RNA, 2111 nt
Organism: Dicentrarchus labrax (European seabass)
Lineage: Eukaryota; Metazoa; Chordata; Actinopteri; Moronidae
Product: tumor necrosis factor receptor superfamily member 12A
Exons: 5
Coding region: 187-552 (121 amino acids)
Biological process (GO): positive regulation of apoptotic process
Cellular component (GO): plasma membrane
Molecular function (GO): protein binding
Source: RefSeq, a predicted model, not a curated record
GAAAUGACUCAUAGGAGUUGAACUGUUAGCGUGGGUGUGUGCGCUAUUAAAACAAGGCGCAGACUCCUCCGGGUGACUCACUCUGAUGCUCGCUUUUCCAUGCUGAAACCCAGCACGGAUUGUUAAUCAGAUGAACUUUCGGGAAUUGUGUAGCCGACAGCGAGAAGCUUUUUACCCGCAGACGACAUGGCUUCAAACGCUCUCUGCGCGCUGUGCGGACUUAUUAUAGCGGCUGUGACCAAUUUCUAUGGUGUCAGCGCAGAGAAAAGUCAGUGCGGCAGUUCAGAGUUUUGGAACUCAGAUUUGGACGUUUGUGUGCCGUGUGCAUCAUGCAAGCAGUACCCAAAGACCCCAUCAUGCAACACAUGUAAAUCUGUGGAGGAGACAUCUGAUGUGUGGAAGUUGGCAGCCAUCACCAGUUUCUCAGUGCUGGCUGUCGUGCUGGUUGGUGCUGCGUUGAUCAUCGGGGUCAUGGUGCAUCGGCGCAAGUCACACAAGCGGCCUCUACGUGAACCCAUUGAAGAAACAGCAGGGCCACUUUAUCAAGCUUAAACAUUUCACCUCAUCUUCCUCUGGAAACAGAUGUGACAGAAGGAGCGACUGGUUCAGAGCCGGAUGGAGGAACCUCUGGACCACGAACUGUAUACUCUGACUGCAGGGUAUCUCUUGACCAGAAUUGGACCAUUUUUAUUUAUUAGACUGUUGAGUGCAGAGACAUGCUCAGUUCUCACGCUCUGUGAAGGUCUAACAGUGACCACAGGACUUAACAACGAGCAACUCUCACACCUCUGUAGGAAUAGUAACAACAUUAUAUUAGUGGUAUAGUUUUAAAGAUUUAGCGUGCCUUUUAUAUUCCACUUAAAUAAGAUGUUGAUCUGGGUUUACAGAUGUUUGAUUCAGAAGUAAGAAAAAACUACAGUCCUUUCCUCAGAGAGAUGGAUGCUUUCCAAAUCCUGUAUUGUGCUGUUCUCCAGCAGGACUCCAAUGAAUGUAACACAGCUACUGCUGCCUGCUGGGCUGCAGUUUGAUCUCCUGCUAUUCAGUAUGGGUUAGACGGGGUCUCUCUGCCGGUCCUUUACCACAACAGCCUCUUAAAAGAUAAAUCAACAUGUGAAUAAGACAUACAGUUAGGCACAUUAAGGCCAUUUGAAUGUAGCUACUUUUAUAGUAGUUCUUUUAGUAGCCUCACACAGUGAUAAAGCUGUUGAUUUAAGGGAGCAAACUGUACUCGUUCACUGUUACCGGGUCUCCUGAGACCAACACAGACCCUGUUUUGCAGGUCAUUACAAUAUUGUCUUGUCUGUUUUAAUGUUACUAGGUUUUUAAGGAUGAUUUUUCUCUAUCACAACCCCAGAAUUCGCACGUCAAUGUCCCAGCGCUUGUAGGGUAGGAUGUUUGAAACACUAGACAUACAAUCUCAAACUGCUAACACGUGGGAAUGCUGCGAGGAAUGUACUGUAGUGAAGAAAAUUACACCUACAGUGUUUUUAGGUGGAGUUACACAAUCCCUAUGCUUGCCAACUCUUGACCUGUCGUUUCAGAUCUGCCACAAGGCAAACAGAUGUGUGUCUAGUUGUCUGUUUGUAAUUUUGUAGCCAUUGAAACCAGCGAGACCAUGGUGGGCUGGGUUGUUGUUUUUCACUUUUUUAUAGCUCAAGAUGUUGUUUAUCUUCCAAACAUCAUGCAUUAUGUGGUUACUGAGAUAUUUAAUGUGACUGACAAUGUUUCAGGUCAUAUUUUUGGAUCUGUCUGCUUGUGGGUAAACUGCCUGCCCUCUGGCAGAAAAAUCACUUAGAAUACAGAUACUUCCUUACUUCUUUAGAUUUUUAUAUUAUUUAUUUGAAAGUAUCUCGCAGUGUUGUUUUUUCAUCGACUGCGAAUGACAAGCACAGUUUUAAAGGGACUCCAGUGAAGAUUUGUGUUAAACUUCCGCCAGGCCAGCCAACGACGAUACUGAGCAAUAACUAACAUUUCCUGCUUAUUUCUCUUGCUUUCUAUUUCUAAUUGUAUAUACUGUACAUGCACUGGCUUCUUUUACUUAAUGCAAUCUUAUAAACUUCUUUGUGUACCAAAUGUAUUUUCACAAUAAAACUGACAACUUCCGAUAAUAA